This is a messenger RNA of Loxodonta africana (African savanna elephant), 2651 nucleotides long. Its product is annotated as endogenous retrovirus group K member 7 Env polyprotein-like. NCBI's taxonomy places the organism in Eukaryota, Metazoa, Chordata, Mammalia, Proboscidea, Elephantidae. The record is from RefSeq and is a predicted model, not a curated record. Gene Ontology annotation, molecular function: structural molecule activity. The coding region runs from base 171 to 1331 and encodes 386 amino acids. The transcript has 2 exons.
UUGUUACGGCUGAUAUACAUUGGGCUUAUGUCCCAAAACCUCCUAUAUUUCAUCCCGUCACCUGGGAAGAUCCUUCCCCCUCUGUAUUUACUAAUAAUUCUGCAUUACUGGGGGGCGAAACCAUAUUUUGGAACCCUCAGGGCUUUAAUUCUAAUUAUUCCUAUUCUGGUAUGUCAGAUAAUCCUCCUAUUUGUAUUCAAUUAAGAAAUUUGCGAAAAACUAUCCCUGGCUGUAUUCCUUUUGGCUUCAAAUCAAUGAUUACUGACUCACCUAAUGGAAAUCAAAACCAACGGCCUUACAGAUUAUUAUGGGCUCUACGCCUCAUCCUUCCAGAAAAAACUGACUUUCUUAAAGGUAUCCCAAAAGUACACACUCCUCUUUUUCCUACCUGUGAUAAGUCGCCUCCUGAGGAUUCUAAGAGCAAUCAAGAUUGGGCUAUGAUUGACCCUUCAAAAGGAUUUCCUAUUUGGAGAAAUUGUAUGUAUAAUUCACAAGUUGUAUAUGCUUUGCCUAAAAUGUCUGCACGUCUUAUUGAUUGUAGUAUUUUAAAUCCUGAAGAUGAUUAUCGUCUAUUUUUACAAUCAGCUCGAUAUCGUUUUAAUUGGCAAGAUACCUUAGUCCCUCUCCCACAAAAAGUUAAUCGUUGGCAUAUAAAUGGAUGGGUUCCCCCUAUUCUUUCUACCUUCACGGGUAACAUACAUCCAUCUUUGUGGAGACUGGCAACUGCUGCCGGCAAUGUCACUUUGUCCCGUCCUUUUAAUAAUGAGAGUUUUGAUAUUCAAGCUUGUGUACCUGCUCCAUAUGUGUUAUUAAUUAGCCGCAACAAUCACUCUAGUAUUGUUAUAGAAAACAAGAAAAAACAUUAUGUUAGUUCUUGUAAAAAUUGUAUACUGACCAGUUGUAUAAAUCCUGCAAUUCCUGUCGAAAGUAUGAUGAUUUUACAACAGCCAAAAUAUAUUAUGAUUCCUGUACAUUUACAAGAAGAUUGGUAUGAUGAUUCAGGCCUAGAAGCCUUAAAACAAGCUUCUGCUAUUUUAUCUCGAGCCAAACGGUUUGUAGCAGCUUUAAUACUGGGGAUUUCCGCUCUCAUAGCUUUAGCAACUUCUCUUUCACUUUCUGCUAUGGCGUUAACACAACAGAUUCAUACUGCAAACUAUGUAAAUAAUUUAAGUAAAAAUAUUACUCUAGCCUUAGCCACACAAGAAGCCAUUGAUAGAAAAUUACAACAAGAAGUUAAUGCCCUUGAAGAAGCAAUUCUAUAUAUAGGACAAGAAAUCACUAAUCUCAAAGUGCGACUUACUUUGAGAUGCCAUUCAUCUUCUGAAUCUUAAAUCAAGCUAUCCAAAAGGUGGCUUCAGAUCUUCAUCUAGCGAAAUUAAAAAAUAAAAAAGGGGGAGAUGCUGGGAGCCAGGCUGCAAGGGCAGCCUCUCUGCACCCACUGCCCCCAGCAUAAACAUCAAAGAAUCCCUGAAAAGUCAGGAGGAGCCAGGCUGCAAGGGCGGCCCCUCUGCACCCACUGCCCCCAGCAUAAACAUCAAAGAAUCCCUGAAAAGUCAGGAGGAGCCAGGCUGCAAGGGCGGCCCCUCUGCACCCACUGCCCCCAGCAUAAACAUCAAAGAAUCCCUGAAAAGUCAGGAGGAGCCAGGCUGCAAGGGCAGCCUCUCUGCACCCACUGCCCCCAGCAUAAACAUUGAAGAAUUCCUGAAAAGUCAGGAAGAGCCAGGCUGCAAGGGCGGCCCCUCUGCACCCACUGCCCCCAGCAUAAACAUCGAAGAAUUCCUGAAAAGUCAGGAAUAUCUCUGUCAUCUGUGUUAUGUUUCUAUUUCAUUUUCAGCCUGUAUAUAGCAGAAUGUAUAAGCAUAAAAUUCCAUUAUAGAUUUAGGGACCUUUGGACGGGGGGCGUCCUACUCAUAAUCCCCUGGUGAAAUCUCGGGUAGGGACAGCCCGUGUGUUACUUGGGGAUCAACAUGAAGUUGUCUUAGGGGAAAAACAAAUAGCUCGACUAUGGAAAACAAGAAUAGGAUGGUGAAAUCCUGGUAUUUACCAAGGCCCUUUUUGUGAUUAAACCACCACCCACACAUGACCCCAUAAAAGUGGAAAAACAAAAGGCAGUGAGUUCUCUCAGCCAAUCUCUCAGCCAAUUACAGGUCAACUUUCUCGUCCACCCCGCUCACUGCUGCGCUUGACUGGUCUUUGGGUAUAGAGAUUGGGCUAAUUGUCCUUGGCAUAAUCGUGGACAAUAUGACGUAACCCAAAGUGGCUGGGCUUCAGGAACUUGACCACCCUGGACAAGAUGGACAAAGCCUAUGUAACAAUGAUUUUGCAAAAAGAUUAAUUGUUAUAAAAACUGUGGAAGGUAUUGCAAGAUUAAGCAUAAGUGUAAAGCAAUAUGAAGUCAAUUAUUAUUUUGUGUAAAAAUAUAUCAACAAAAUAUUCUCUUCAAUUAAACAAAAAACUCAUUGUACUUGUGUAUGUAUGCGGAACUGUACUAUGUGUCACUUGGAAAAUUAUGUCUCUGGGAAAUGAUGUUUAUGAUUAUAUCUUGUACUGCCCCUUUAUUGAUCAUGCGAUGUUAUGCUUUUGUAAGCUUAUGAUAUAAAAGACCAUGUAAAAAAUAAAGAGCAGAGCCUUCCUUUUCUGCAGAAUGAAAA